UAGGUUAGGCAUCACACACCUUUCCUUCCAUUUCCAUGAAAGUUUCUCCGAAGUGUUUGAAUGAGGAUACAAUCUCACGGGCAGUGAUAACAUCUGCUUGAAGAGUAGUCGAGAACUUGUCAAGUUCUCUCGCCUCUGAAUCUAAAAUUCCCGAUAAUAGAUCAAAUUCCACGCUUGAGGAAGACCAGAUCUCGGUGGGAAGGCCGGAACCUUUCCCGUCGCCGUCGAGAAGAGCAGCAGAGCAGAGGCUAUCUCAGACAAAUCGAGAUGCUAGGGCUUUCGGAACAUCUUUCAGACCACAGACAUGGGAACAAAAUGCUACGAAGAUGAAUCACGGUGUACGAGGAGCCGGAACUUGAGAUAUGAUGAUAGUUGUACUGGCAUUGAUUCUGGGGGUCUUGUUGGGAUUUCUGUUUUUGAUCCCACGAGACCGUAAAUCUGGUAGUAUGAAAAAGGUUGAGUCAAAUGCUAGCAAUAAGAAGGCAUCCAGCAUCUACAGUAAAUCUGAAGUCUCGUUGCAUAACAAGAAAACUGAUUGCUGGAUCAUCAUCAAGGACAAGGUUUAUGAUGUUACCUCAUACGUAGAGGAACAUCCAGGUGGUGAGGCCAUCUUAGCACAUGCCGGUGAUGAUUCAACUGAAGGUUUUUACGGGCCACAGCAUGCUACCCGAGUAUUUGACAUGAUCGAUGAUUUUUACAUUGGAGAUCUGGAGCGGUAAUCAAUCACAGCCAUCAGUUUGUGAUUUACAAGAAAAAUGUGCUUCCGAAAAUAUCAUUGUUCUGUUCCCCAUUCCUGCCUUUAUGGAUGACUUCUACAUUGGAGAUCUGGAGCGGUAAUUAAUUACAGCCAUCAGCCUGUCAAAUGGACAAGAGAGACGGUUUCUGCUUUUCAUUUAUGAGCAAAAAUUGGAGAUGUUUUAGUAAUUAAUUACAGCCAUUGAUUGGUAAGUUUGACAAGAUAAACGUACCUUCCAAAUCUGAUUUCUCUUUUGAUUUUCCUGCCUUAAACGCAACAGUCUUGUAUUGUGCACACUAAUUAUUCUCAGUUUCUUUAUUGAGUAAAUGCUCCAUCAAUUGCUUA
Molecule: messenger RNA, 1081 nt
Organism: Juglans microcarpa x Juglans regia
Lineage: Eukaryota; Viridiplantae; Streptophyta; Magnoliopsida; Fagales; Juglandaceae
Product: cytochrome B5-like protein
Exons: 6
Coding region: 363-719 (118 amino acids)
Cellular component (GO): intracellular membrane-bounded organelle; membrane
Molecular function (GO): heme binding
Source: RefSeq, a predicted model, not a curated record